UAGUUUCAUUUUCGCGGAAAUUUGAAAUUGUUUGCCCAAGAAAAAAUAGAACACAGCAAAAUACAAAAGGAGGAGGAUGAAUCAGACAAAGUCACACAUACCACAUUAUAUUCAUGGAACUAAGUCUAGCCAUGCAAAAAGUUCUAAAACUACAGAUACUACAAGUAAAUUAACCAGACCAAAAUCUACUACAUAUGGAUUUAAUGGUCGAAAGAGAUCAACAGAAGAGGAAGAUCAGAAAGAGGAUAGAAAAAAUGAACAGAGUGAAAUAACCAGAUUAAAGACACUUACAGGCAAACAAAAGGAAAGAAUUGCAAGUUUAGAAGCUUCAUCUGGGAAAGAAAAUGUUCUAAAAGAUGAGAUAAAAACAUUAGAAGACAGAUUACAGCAGACAGAUGAAAAAAUGGAAUAUUAUGAAAAACAGUUACUGCUGUGUAACAUAGAUCCAGUUUCACUGGAAUCCUUAGAUCCCUUACAAGAAACUAAAGGAGCUCUUUUGGAGAUAGGGAAUAGGACAAAGGUAGAAGUGAAUAAGUUAAAAGAAAGCAUUGAUGAAAUGAACAACAAAACAAAACAAGUAUUGAUUGAUUUGAAGACAAUUGGAGAUGAAUUGGAUAACAUAUGUGCAGAAGAUGAAAUGGUGCCAUCUUAGAAAUGUGACUUAUUGUUUUUGUUUUUAUGCUUCAUUAAACCAGUUUUAUCAUGC
Messenger RNA from Mytilus californianus (California mussel), 706 nucleotides. RefSeq lists its product as uncharacterized. The coding region runs from base 77 to 652 and encodes 191 amino acids. The record is from RefSeq and is a predicted model, not a curated record. NCBI's taxonomy places the organism in Eukaryota, Metazoa, Mollusca, Bivalvia, Mytilida, Mytilidae. The transcript is spliced from 9 exons.